Molecule: messenger RNA, 1731 nt
Organism: Aspergillus chevalieri
Lineage: Eukaryota; Fungi; Ascomycota; Eurotiomycetes; Eurotiales; Aspergillaceae
Product: arylsulfotransferase family protein
Exons: 3
Coding region: 1-1731 (576 amino acids)
Source: RefSeq, a predicted model, not a curated record
AUGUCGUUGAUACCACUCGUCCUCCUUUUCCUCUUGCGCCUCGGAUUCGCCUCGGCUUUUUUCUCCUGGCACAGUUUCCUGUACGAAUUCGGCUUACUGGGCGCCCACCCGACUACCCCCUUCCGUUCGUUCGGUAUCGCGCCGCCAGAAGUGAACCUCUUGCGAUGGGAUCCCCGUUGCGAAGACAGUCAUGUCUUGCUCAGUCCGCGUGGCCAUUUCUAUCCCGAGCCGGGACCGCUAAUCUACGAUAACCGCGGAAACCUCGUCUGGAUCGAAAAGAAUUGGGGCAUGGUUAUGGACUUGAAUGUCCAGCGGUAUCGAGACCAGGAUUACCUAACGUUUUGGGUGGGGAAGGAUGAUGGAACGAGAGGCUUGGGGUCAUACUACAUGUUAAAUUCAUCCUAUGACGUGGCCCAUGUCGUUUCCCCUGCUAAUGGGCUCCAUGGCGAUGUUCACGAUUUCAAAAUCACCGAUGAAGGGACGGCGUUGAUGACUAUUUACGAUCUCGUGGAGACGGACCUCACCCCUUCUGGCAAAUCGGGAAAUGGCUGGAUCUAUGAGGGUAUCUUCCAGGAAGUCGAUAUCGAAACAGGCGAAUUGAUUUUCCAGUGGAGCGCUGGCGAUUAUUACAACCUGGAUGAUUCCUAUUUCGACAUUGGAGAAAAGGGUUAUGCGCCACACCAAGCCGGGGCCUACGAUUACUAUCAUAUCAAUAGUAUCGAGAAACGAGCCGAUGGAACGUAUCUCGCAUCGUCCCGCUACAUGCAUUCGGUGACUUGCAUUAGCGCAACAGGGGAGGUACUCUGGGUCCUAGGCGGCAAACGCAACAUGUUCAAGGAUCUGUCCGACGAUGGCUCAGCCACUGGAUUUACCUGGCAGCACGACGCACGCUGGCACUCGGAUCGAAUCAUCACACUCUUGGACAACGGCGCAAACGAACACGAGAAAACUGCCGACCAUACCCGCGGCCUAAUGAUUGAGCUGGAUUUCGACAACUGGACCGCCCGCACCCUGCACGUCUACCACAGCCCGGGGCAUUUUAGCAGCCACUCCCAAGGGAACUUGCAAGUUCUGCCACAAACAGGUAACGUUUUCAUCGGCUGGGGCAAACCAUCUGCAUAUACGGAGUUCAGCACCGACGGAACCGAAGUCCUCUGUGACGCCCACUACGGCCCAUCCAUGUUCUUCUGGUUCGGAUGGAUAAAGUCGUACCGUGCGCAAAAAGCCAACUGGGUUGGAAAGCCCAGCUGGCCACCAUCUUUUGCGGUAUAUGCCGAAAAGUCGUCGCACGCAGUGUAUGUCAGCUGGAAUGGCGCUACAGAAAUUGCUGGCUGGCUCUUGCAGCGGACUACCAAUCGUGCGUCGGCCGAGUUUGAAACUCUCGGCUACGAACCAAAGAAGGGAUUUGAGACGCGUCUUGAGCUGGCACCGGAUGCGCCUGUUGAUGGGUACUUCUACCGGGUUGCUGCGGUUGACUUUAAGGGGGAGGAACUGGGGUAUACCAGGGUUUUUGCCACCUCCGGUGUCACAACACCAUCCCCCACUAUCGCCGAACCAGACGGCGACGGCUUCCAUCAACUCCUCAUAGCCGCAUGUGCAGCAGGAGCGCUUCUUGCAGCUGCAUGGAAAUACAAGAGACAAGUGCUGGCGAUUUACGCACAUUGUCGACGGUUCAUAUGGGGUGUAAUGGAUCGAUAUCGGUAUCGAUCGUAUCGAUCGUAUCGGAAAUAA